Molecule: messenger RNA, 5650 nt
Organism: Homarus americanus (American lobster)
Lineage: Eukaryota; Metazoa; Arthropoda; Malacostraca; Decapoda; Nephropidae
Exons: 22
Coding region: 1298-4864 (1188 amino acids)
Biological process (GO): sodium ion transmembrane transport
Cellular component (GO): membrane
Molecular function (GO): ligand-gated sodium channel activity
Source: RefSeq, a predicted model, not a curated record
UCUCGUGGACACCACACGUACUCACUCACUCUCCCUACCACCAACCACCACCAAGUACAACCAUCCUACCAGUUCAAGUUACAUCAAAAUGGAGCUUGAAACCUAACCAAAUCCCACCAAAUCUAAACCCAAUCCCACCUAACCUAACUCAACCUACAUGAGAUUCGGCCCUGCACCCCCCCCCCCACUACCACCAUUCAGAAUUUGAUUUAAAGAAACUAUCAGAAAAAUUAACAUAAAUAGCAUCAGGGUUUUUCUUCCUAAUUAACGUGUUUUUCUGUUUAGCCAAGCGGGACUUUUACAGGUAUUAUCCAAUGUUUUCCUGAUUACGUCUUGUCGACCCUAGAAGACCUAUUUUUGAAGAGAUUGUUGAAAAUUUAAUCUAUUUUCUCGGAUUCCGUGAAGCUUGGAGACCUAUUUUAUGUCAUAGUGAAACUCGACCUAUUUUUUUCUGAGAAUUUGGUGAAACUUGAGCCUCUAAGUUAAGGACUUAGUGAAACUUGAGGACUUCUGAAAGAGAUAAUGAAACCUGGAGCUUUAAAGCCUAAGACUUAUUGAAAAUUGAGGCCACGGUUUCUAAGACUUGGUGAAAAGGUGACGUAAGAAAUUGCUCGUGUGGUGAUGACCCUGGGAGUGAAGUGUUGAUUUAAGCCUUCGUCAGGAGAAAAAGACACUUGCAAUAUCAGUAACACCUCUGCAACACCAACAAGAUCUCUGCAAAAUCGACAAAAUCUUUGCAACAUCGACAAGAUCUUUGCAACAUCGACAAAAUCUUUGCAACAUUAUCAAGAUAUUUGCAACAACAACAAGACCUCUGCAACAUCAACUAGAUCUCUGCAACAUAGACAAUAUCUUUGCAACAUCAACAAGACCUCUGCAACAUUAUCAAGAUCACUGCAAUAUCAACCGAGCCUCAACAGUAACUCAACCAGUGAUUAAGGAGCUUCAUUUCAAACCUUAGUCAGGAGAGAACUCUGAAGAUAACCUGUACAGACUCGUGAGAAAGCAAACGACUUCAUUCAGAGGCUCAUCAGAAGACAAGAGGCUCCAUUGAGAGUCUCGUCCAAUAAGAAGCAUUUAUCCUAAUAUUUAAACGUUACUAAUUACUGCAUUUAUUUCCUUAAGAUACACACUGGAAAGACCUUAGCUAUUGAAGCCCACACACACACACCCUAUACAGUAAGUCACCUCGUUCAUUAAAACAUCGUAAUACAUUAUCUCAACAAUACAGAAAACCUCCCUCCCUCCCUCCUUCCUUCCUCUCUCUCUCCCCCCCACACACGGAGGCUUGAGAAGGAUGUCGACCAACAGCACAGAGGCUUCCAUGCCCCCCGUAGAGGAUGUUGAGGCUGCCAAGAAGAAAGCUCAACACUUCGACAUGGAGAACUUAAUAAGUUACGUAAUGAUUGAAGAAGCGUUGAGGAGACGAGAGACGAUGAGAGACAAGCAGGAGGAGACGUGGAGAGGCCGAUUUGGUGAAUUUGCCGACUCCUUCAGUGCUCACGGCUUUGGCAGAGCAAUUGGGAGCCGCAGUUGGAUCCGCCGCGUGGUGUGGAUGAUAGUGGUGGGGGUCAUGCUCUCCUGGGGGACCUUCCAGUGUUACAAGGUCAUCGCUGAGUAUAUGACCUAUCCUAAAAAAGUCUCUAUUGGGGUAGAGGAGGACAUGACAGCAGAAUUCCCGGCAGUGACAGUAUGUAACCUGAAUCCACUGGCCAGUAAGGACAAGCUAAGGGGCCACGAGAAAUGGGGGCCCUUCAUUUAUAUUGAGGAAAUGAACGCCGAGCCAAUGUGUGAGGGCCUGAGCAACAACCAAGACGACUUCUACGUAGAGGAAGAGUACUCACCAAACUACGACUACGACUACCAACAAGACUACGACACAGGCUUCAACAGUGGGUUUGGAAAUGACUUUUAUGGUUAUGCUUAUGGUGACUACGAAUAUUUGACUGGAACAACGACAGGUGGAACAACUACAGAUGGUACAACCACAGGUGGAACAACUACUACAGGUGGUACAACGACAGGUGGAACAACUACAGGGGGAACAACUACUACAGAUAGUACAACGACAGGUGGAACAACUACUACAGAUAGUACAACGACAGGUGGAACAACUACUACAGGUGGAACAACGACAGGUGGAGCAACCACAGGGGGAACAACUACUACAGAUAGUACAACGACAGGUGGAGCAACCACAGGGGGAACAACUACAGGUGGUACAACGACAGGUGGAACAACUACAGGGGGAACAACUACUACAGAUAGUACAACGACAGGUGGAACAACUACUACAGGCGGAACAACUACAGGUGGAACAACUAUUACAGGCGGAACAACUACAGGUGGAACAACUACUACAGGCGGAACAACAACUACUGGUGGUACAACUACAGGUGGAACAACAACUACUGGUGGUACAACUACAGGUGGAACAACAACUACUGGUGGUACAACUACAGGUGGAACAACAACUACUGGUGGUACAACUACUGAUGCCACUACAGCUGCAACAACUACAGGUGCCACUACAGCUGCAACAACUACAGGUGCCACUACAGCUGCAACAACUACAGGUGCCACUACAGCUGCAACAACUACAGGUGCCACUACAGCUGCAACAACUACAGAUAGUACCACUGUAGCUACAAGUGCCUCUACUGAUGGGUCAACUACAGCUGGUACUACUGAUGGGUCAACUACAGGUGAUGCCACUACAGCUUCAACAACAACAGAUGCCACUACAGCUUCAACAACAACAGAUGCCACUACAGCUUCAACAACAACAGAUGCCACUACAGCUUCAACAACAACAGAUGCCACUACAGCUUCAACAACAACAGAUGCCACUACAGCUUCAACAACAACAGAUGCCACUACAGCUUCAACAUACGAAGACUUACGUAGAAAAAGAGACACACUGAAUAUUAAACCUGAAACCCUAAAACACUUCAUCAAGACCAAGAAGGUGAAUGGAGAAGGGACUAACACACACACAUACGAUGGCAGUUCAUGGAUAAAGGAAGCUAGAGUUAGGUUCAAGAGAGAAGCCAAGGAGGAAAAAGUUACAGCAGCUCGGGAGGAAAAGGUCACCGAUAAUAUUCGAACACUGGAUUUCUUACAGUUUACUCAGGCUAAUGAACACAAGUUCGUGGUGGAGUAUGAAGAAUACGAGGAUGUAACCAAGACAGAUGCUGCAAAGACUCCCGACAAAUUCUUCCCAUACGAAGACCUUCAUGAUCGAUAUGACACCAAGGAAAAUAUUGAACAGAUACGCCUACAGUGCAGUUUCUACUACAAAUACCUCAAGUACCGGCAAGAUGAAGAAAGUGAUAACCAAGGAAUGGGUCUUAGUUUUGACCCUAAAGAUGACCAGGGUUGUCUAUAUAAGAACUACAAAAUGGAUGUCUCCUACAAUAUUCUCUGCCGCCUGGAGAUCUUCUGUGACAACUUUGGCUGUUUUGACUACAACUUGAAAGAGUACACAGAGACGAGAGGUAUGGAAUACAAUGAAGAGACCCACUGCCCAUCCUGUUCCAAAGAUUGUUUACCAAAGAGCUUUUUCGAUACCUGGGUUGACACCAAUUUGACGGUAAGCAUGGUGGAGAGAAUGUUUCAGAAGAGCCACACACCUGACUUCUCCGAUGUGGUGGGAGUGUUUUCGCCUACAGCCCAGGAUUUAGAUACUUAUGGUCUUCCUACCAAAGAUUUUAUUCGUACCUGUAGCUACGACCGGCGGCCUUGUACCCAUAAACAUUUCCAAUCGUGGACUAGUGAUCAGUACGGCAUGUGUUACACCUAUAACUCAGCUUUCCGUAAGAUCAAACUCAAGAAUAAGAAAAUUGUGAGAGCAGUUCCCAAAAAGACUUCUACUGUCGGUCCUAGGAAUGGGUUGAGGCUGAUGAUUGGCAUACAGGUGAAGAAUUACCUGUCCCUCCUGUCACCUGAGAUCGGGGUGAGGGUGAUCGUCCACAGUCCUCGCCAGUUGCCUUUUCCUGAGGACGAGGGCUUCAAUAUCUCCCCUGGCCUCAGUGUCUCUGUUGGAGUGUCUAGGAAAAAGAUAGAAAGGGUUGGUCCUCCUCAUGGUACCUGCAGGUCGACCACAGACUCCAAGACUUUCCACGAGUACUCCUCUGUUAGAUGCAAGAAGGUGUGUGUGGAGCAGGAGCUGUGGAGUAAGUGCGAGUGCUACAGCGGCAAAAGUCCAGCCUACGACAUCCAGACUAUCAAGAAGCCUAAGAUACAAUGUUCUGCCUUCAAUAUUACCCAAAAGUUGUGUACGGAGAUGGUGAUGUUUUCCUACCAGCAGCGACUUAUUAACUGUGACUGCCCACCAUCUUGUCACGAGACGAUGUUCCAGACGAGGGUAACGUCGAGUGAGGAGAAUACCCUUUUUUACUACAUCGUCCAGAACCUAACCAAGAGGAUGAUGGGAGACGACCUGUGUACUGGGGCCCAGAACGAGACAGUCCGCCUCCAUGUGUACCUGGAGUCCCUCACUUACGAGAAGAUUCAAGAGAGUGCCGCCUACACUUGGGACACCCUCAUCUGUAACGUGGGUGGUAACUUAGGGCUCUUCAUCGGCAUGUCUCUGGUGACCAUAAUGGAGGUGGUGGAGUUCCUCGUGGAUCUGGCCAUCUUCUGUUUCCGCUCAAGACGUAAACAUCAGCCAAACUCGAGUGUGAAGAUCGCUCCCAUAGGACCUAUCCCAUAUGGCUCACUUGUGCCUUUUCAAUCAGAAUCGUCCACACAGACCCACAGUGCUCGCCAACCUAUCUGUAGUGACCCGCCCUGGCCACAAAUGCCGAGAGGCCCCGCUGCGUCAAGUGCCUUCGACAAAGCCUUCUUGGACGACAACUACUAGUACACUCCACCAAACCAUCCAGAGUCUGUGUCAAUAUCUUCACAACUUAUGGACCUGAGGUUAUAUUAUGCAAGAACAAGAAUGUUUAAAUGGUGUAGAUAGAAAUAUUGCUUCUGAAACUGAACCUCAACAGAAAAUGAUACAGUAUUACGAAAAGAUGAGAAUUGUAAUACCUGUAACUAAGUAUUUCAAUCUUCUUCUGAAAUACAAAGAUAAAAAAGGAUCCAAAGUACCGUCUUACAUAAAGGUUCAGCUGACGAUCAUCAUAUAUGCAAAGUUUCAUAAAAUUCUCUUGAAUAUUGGAAGGUCAUAGGAAGGCUCACUUGAAUAGUUGACUAGACAAAGGCCAUUCCUAUAUCUCUGACAGCAGAUGAUGGCAGGGAACAAGAACUACCAUUUACCAAUAAUUAUGUUCACCUGAAAAUAUUGACUGCAGUAAUAAAUAAAAGAUUUGAUUAUGCACAUGUAAUAUUAUAAAGUACUGAACAUUAUCCCAGUGUUUCUGUCAUGAGUGCAAAUUACAAAGUUCUCUAUGUGUCAAAUCAAGUGUUCUCAAUGUGUCAUGUCAAGUGUAUACAGAUCCUCUUCCUUCAAGUAUUUUGGACCUGGUCUGGCGGGCUCCAUGUUACAGGUCAACACUUUUACAUAUUUUUCUUAUUCAUAUCCAUAAUUUUCCAUUGAAUGAAUUAAUAAUCAAUGUUAUGAAAUGUUACUUAACACAUUUAAAUAGUAUAUAAUUAUUGCAUUUUCUUCAUAUCUGUAUAAUCAACUAUUACAAAAUACAAC